Sorex fumeus (smoky shrew) is the source of this 1560-nucleotide messenger RNA. It is a transcript of the gene CTSD, whose product is annotated as cathepsin D. The transcript is spliced from 9 exons. Bases 63 to 1280 code for a protein of 405 amino acids. Lineage: Eukaryota; Metazoa; Chordata; Mammalia; Eulipotyphla; Soricidae. Gene Ontology annotation, cellular component: lysosome. The record is from RefSeq and is a predicted model, not a curated record. Gene Ontology annotation, molecular function: aspartic-type endopeptidase activity. Gene Ontology annotation, biological process: proteolysis.
GCCGUCAUCGCGGCUAUAAGCGCGCGGCCCCCGGCCCGGCCCGCCCCGACCCGCGCCGCACCAUGCAGCCCCCCAGCCUCCUGCUGCUGCUCGCGCUCGGCCUGCUGGCCGCGCCCGCCGCCGCCGUGCUCAGAAUCCCCCUGCACAAGUUCAAGUCCAUCCGCCGGACCUUGUCGGAGGUCGCGGGGCCGGUGGAGAACCUGCUGGCCAAGGGGCCCCUGUCCAAGUACACGCUGGAGGGCCCCGCCGUGAGCGGCAGCCCGGUGCCCGAGAUGCUCCGGAACUACAUGGACGCCCAGUACUACGGCGAGAUCGGCAUCGGGACGCCCCCGCAGUGCUUCACGGUCGUGUUCGACACGGGCUCCUCCAACCUGUGGGUGCCCUCGGUCAAGUGCCAGCUGCUGGACAUCGCCUGCUGGCUGCAUCAUAAGUACAACAGCGCCAAGUCGAGCACAUACGUGAAGAACGGCACCACCUUCGACAUCCACUACGGCUCCGGCAGCCUGUCGGGCUACCUCAGUCAGGACACCGUGUCGGUGCCCUGCAACUCUGGCAUCCAAGUGGCGCGGCAGCUGUUCGGGGAGGCCACCAAGCAGCCCGGCGUCACCUUCAUCGCGGCCAAGUUCGACGGCAUCCUGGGCAUGGCCUACCCGCGCAUCUCCGUCAACAACGUGCCGCCCGUCUUCGACAACCUCAUGCAGCAGAAGCUGGUGGACAAGAACAUCUUCUCCUUCUACCUGAACAGGGACCCCACGGCGCAGCCUGGAGGGGAGCUGAUGCUGGGGGGCAUCGACUCCAAGUACUUCAAGGGCAGCAUGACCUACCACAACGUCACCCGCCAGGCCUACUGGCAGGUGCACAUGGACCGGAUUGACGUGGGCAACGGCCUGACCCUGUGCAAGGGAGGCUGUGAGGCCAUCGUGGACACAGGCACAUCCCUGCUGGUGGGCCCCGUGGACGAGGUCAAGGAACUGCAGAAGGCCAUCGGGGCGGUGCCCCUCAUCCAGGGGGAGUACAUCAUCCCCUGUGAGAAGCUGCCGGACCUGCCACCCGUCUCUCUGACACUGGGCGGCAAAGAGUACACCCUGUCCUCCCAUGACUACACGCUGCAGGUGUCCCAGGGCGGGAAGACCAUCUGCCUGAGCGGCUUCAUGGGCAUGGACAUCCCGCCGCCCGCCGGGCCCCUCUGGAUCCUGGGCGACGUCUUCAUCGGCCGCUACUACACCGUCUUCGACCGGGAGCAGAACCGCGUGGGCCUGGCGGAGGCCGUGAGGCUGUAGGGCCCGCGGCGCCCACACUCACACAGACACACUCGGCCGGCACCCCUGUUGGAGGGCCCGGCCCUAGAGCAGCAGAGACCGGCGCGCCCGCUGGUCACUUACUGGUCACCAUCCCUGCGCCCAGCACGGCCCCGCGGCCGCCCCACCCCUGCACCUUGUCCCCUCUGAUCUGGCCAUUGGACCCCUUCUCGACCAGCCCCCUGUGUCCAGCCGUGCAGGCCAGGGGCGGGGCAGCUCAGGCCCUGGGUCACCUACGGGGUGGUGGGGGGUCCCCCCUCUC